GCGGCGGCGGCGGCGGCGGCGGCGGCGGCGGCCGGGGCGCGCAGGAGCCGCUGACGGUGGCCCGCUACGGCCCGGACGGCACCAUCAGCCGCUCCGAGGAGCGCGCCCGGCUCGUGCUGCCCACGUUCCAGCUGCAGAUCUACCCAGUCCGCGCCGCCGACGCCGGCGUCUAUGAGUGCACCGUCAACGAUGCGCCUGCCACGCAGGCCGUCACCGUGGUCGUCGAAGACGUGCCGCCGGCGCCGCAGCGGCCCCUCGUGGUGGGGUUCACCUCGCGCUCGGCCGAGCUCUCCUGGGCGCCCCGCUACUCGGAGACGGACACGCCGCCGCUCAGCUAUGUCCUGCAGAAGAGGGUAUUUGAUCCGCUGGGUCCUUGGGACCAGACGCAUGAGCUGGAGAUUCCAGCCAUCACCACCAUGUUCAACGUCACCGACCUGCUGCCGUUCACCGCCUACAGCUUCCGAGUGUUCUCCGUCAACAGGGUGGGCAGGAGCGAGCCCAGCGAGCCCUCAUACCCCAUGGUCACGCACCGAGAACAUCCCAGUGGCAAGCCCACGGUCAUCCAGACCCUGAGCCCGGGGCCCGACGCCAUAGAGGUGGUCUGGAGGCCGCCCGAUGCCUCCACCAUGAACGGCGAGUUCAUCGGUCACGUGAUCUCGUACCGACCACGUGACCGGCCGACUGCCGAAUGGAGCAAGAUCGACCUGUCGGGCAACGCUAACGAAACGACGAGUUACGUAAUCGAAGGCCUGACGCCGUACACAGAGUAUCUGAUCCGAAUCCGGGUGAAGAACAUGGUCGGACUCGGACCUUACACGGUCGUCCGAGAGACAACGGAGGAAGGCGUGCCGGGCCGGCCGGGGCAGCUGCGUCACCUCCUCGUCGGCGACACCUGGGCGCUGCUCUCCUGGCGACAGCCGGCCCGUCCCAACGGCGUCAUCGUCGGCUACUACCUCUACUUCGAGUUCGACCGCGCCAACCGCAGCAUCACCGACAACAGGAUCAUCCGUCAGGCGCUCCCCGACAUGACGUACAACCUGACGGGACUAGCUCCGUACACCCGGUACACGGUGUGGCUGCACGCCAAGACCGGGAAGCAUGAGGGCGAGCGCUCGGAGCGGGAUGACGUUCCGCACGGACGUGGGCGGCCCGGGCGGCGCCGGUUCAUCACCAACGCCUCG
Messenger RNA from Pollicipes pollicipes, 1181 nucleotides. Its product is annotated as neuronal cell adhesion molecule. The annotation marks the transcript as partial. Lineage: Eukaryota; Metazoa; Arthropoda; Thecostraca; Pollicipedomorpha; Pollicipedidae. Gene Ontology annotation, molecular function: protein binding. The record is from RefSeq and is a predicted model, not a curated record. The transcript has 7 exons.